This is a messenger RNA of Drosophila miranda, 4473 nucleotides long. RefSeq names its product homeobox protein vnd (gene Vsx1). Gene Ontology annotation, cellular component: nucleus. Gene Ontology annotation, molecular function: sequence-specific double-stranded DNA binding; DNA-binding transcription factor activity, RNA polymerase II-specific. Lineage: Eukaryota; Metazoa; Arthropoda; Insecta; Diptera; Drosophilidae. Bases 1029 to 3539 code for a protein of 836 amino acids. Gene Ontology annotation, biological process: regulation of transcription by RNA polymerase II. The record is from RefSeq and is a predicted model, not a curated record. The transcript is spliced from 3 exons.
GGGUAGCCCAGCGGCCAGCCAAAUUGGCGGCGGGCGCAAAACAAACUGAAACCGAAACGCCGUCGAGAAAGCACGCAGGGCAGUCGCCGCAUAAUUGCCGCACACGUACGGGAGGGGCGCACACGGACAGUGUCGGUGAGCGGGCUUCCAGGGGCGAGCGAGAGGGCCAGAGCGGGGCGCGGCGAGUGCGAGCGGGACGGCUGGGCUGGAAGUCGAGCGCUUGCCCCUGCCAGUGGAAGGGCCGUGAGUGCGCGAGGGAUGGCUAGCGGGCGGCAGUGGUGCCAUCCCGUUCGCUCGCAAAGAUGGCGUAGCAGCAGCAGCAGCUGCAGCGCAGCGCAGCGCAGAGCAGAAGCAGCGCCACAGUCGACAGUUGAAGCUGCGCCGAGGUGUCGUCGUCGCGCGCGGCAGCGAGCGAGCCACCACCGAGCGACGGCAAACGAGAAACGAGAAACGAGAAACGACAAACGGAUCGGAAAUCCCACUCCAUGCGUUGGCGUUGGCGUUGGCGUCGCAGCCGGCGCGGGCAGUGACAGCGGCAGAGAGACAGCGACGACGCUUUUGCUCGCGUGCAGCGCCCGCUAUGGUUUCAGUUCGUUUUCGCACGCUGUUCGCAACGAACGGCUCAUCUCUCACACACACAGACAGCAGGCGACAAGCUUCAGCAGCAAAGAGCCAAAGAGACACACAGGCAGUCGUUUACCGUUCACCGUUUACCGUUAACAGUUAACCGUUGCUCUAGCCCGAACCGAACCGAAUCGAAAGCCAAAGCCAAAGAGUGAAACAGUUACCAUUCGAUAUCCCGAUAUCUCGAUAUCUCGUGCGUUUUUUUUCCCAUCAAAUGUCCGAGUGUUCCGAUCGCACGGAAAUUGUUUUUUAUUGUGUCGCCCAGCUGUAACUCGAACUGUGCCGGCCAUGACCGUUCCACGAGUGCUAUAAGAAGACCCUCCUGCUCUGCCCCUCUCCACCCACGAACAGUUGCCGCAAGAGCGCGUCCGCCCGGAGAGACAAAGCGAAAAGCCGUCGGCACAAUGCAGGCCACCAAAAUGCGCACCCCCUUUGCCAUCCAGGAGAUCCUCGGCCUGGGCGUCGGGGCAGCCGCCUACCAGCAGCAGCAACAACAACAGCAGCAGCAGCAUCAGCAGGUGGCCGCCGCUGCAGCCACGCCCAGCUCCACGGAGGCGCCACUAUCGCCGGCCGCCACUCCACCGCCCCGCAAUGCCAACACGCCAGCCAGCGCGGCCUCAGGCGCCUCCGGACUGCAGCAGCAGCAGCAGCAGCUGCAACAGCAACAACUGCAACAGCAACAGCAGCAACAGCAGCAGCAGAUCUCCCAGGAGGCGGCCGUGCGGGACUCGCGCUCCCUCUCGCCCUCCCCGGACGUGACACGACUAUCGGCAGCCGCGGCCGCCGCAGCCGCUGCCGCCGCCCACUGCCAGCUGCCCGUCUUCAAUCCGGCCAACUUCUACGCGGCCGCCGGCUAUGCGGCCGCCGCGGACCCCUCGAACGCGGCGGCGGCCCACCACCACCACAUGACCACCCUGGCGGCGGCGGCCUAUCUGCGCGGCUUCCUGCCGCCCGGCUUCAGCACGCCGCACGAGUUCCGGGGCCACUUCCAGCAGCACUUUGGAGCCCAGUUCGCAGAACAAGCGGCCGCACGUGGUCAGGAGUACGCCAGCAGCCUGGCCAACGCCAGUGGCGAUGAGCAGUCGCCCAGCAAGGCCGGCGGUAGUGCAGGCUCGGGCGCCACCCCGGGCAACGGCAGCAGCAACGGACAUCUCGGGUCUCCGCCCAGCAGCAACGGACCCGCCGGCGAGGCCGGAUCGGGGGCCUCCGGGUCGGCCCUGGCCAGCGCCUCCGCCUCGGCGGCCGGGGCAGCCUCCGCCAGUCGCUCCUCGCCCGCCGGCGGCGCCGCCAGCCACCAUCACGCCGCUCUGGCGGCACAUCAGCAUGCGGCAGCCGCUGCCGCUGCGGCCCAUCACCAUGCUGCCGCUGCGGCCGCCGCCCACCAUGCCCACCACGCCCAUGCCGCCCACCACGGCCACCCCCACCUGCACGCCCACGCCGCCCACCAUGCGGAGGCAGCCGCCUUCCUGGGCGCGGCCGGAGGAGCCGGCGGCAACCCCAACAGCCUCCUGGCCGGCCACGGCGCGGACGUCCUUGUGGGCCCCGGCGGCGCCGGGCCCGGCGGCAAGAAGAAGAACAAGCGGCGACACGGCCGCACGAUCUUCACCAGCAGCCAGCUGGAGGAGCUGGAGAAGGCCUUCAAGGAGGCCCACUACCCGGACGUGAGCGCCCGGGAGCUGCUCUCCAUGAAGACGGGCCUGGCCGAGGACCGCAUACAGGUGUGGUACCAGAACCGGCGGGCCAAGUGGCGCAAAACGGAAAAGUGCUGGGGCCACAGCACAAAGAUGGCCGAGUACGGGCUGUACGGGGCGAUGGUGCGCCACUCGCUGCCGCUGCCGGAGACAAUCAUCAAGUCGGCGAAGGAGGACGAGUCGGUGGCCCCCUGGCUGCUGGGGAUGCACAAGAAGUCGCUGGAGGCCGCCGAGCUGCUGAAGAGCGACGAGAGCGACCGGGAGACGCCCACCUCGGACGACACCAACACCAGCUACUCGGCCGGCAGCACCCACAACUCCCCCAUCUCCAGCUUCUCCAUCUCGCGGCUCCUCUUCGACGCCCCGCCGCCCGCCGCGGGCAAGCCGAGCAAGCACCAUGCCCACGCCCACGCCCAGGCCCAGGCCCAGGCGCACAUCGCGGCCGCCAAUGCGGCGGCAGCCGCAGCCGCCGCCGCCCACCACCAUCACCACCACCACCACCACGGGGGGGAGGCGGCCGCCGCAGCCGCCGCUGCCGCUGCCAUGCACGCGGGCAUGGCCCAGCAGCACCAUGCCCACGCCCACGCCCACGCCCACUCCCACUCCCAGCCGGGGGCGCACCACGCGCAGCCAGCCGGAGCGUCGGGGGCGAGCACCGGGGGCCAGCACCAGCACCACCCGUACAACCAGCAGCAGCACCUGCACCACCUGCAGCAGCUGCAGCAACAGCAGCAGCAGCACCACCAGCAGCAGCAGCAGCAUCUAGCCGAGCGGGAGCGCGAAAGGGAGAGGGAGAGGGAGAGGGAACGGGAACGGGAGCGGCAGCAGCAGCAGGCGGUGCAGCAUGCGAUGCACAUGCACCACCACGGCCCCGCCGGCUACGCUGAGGCAGCCGUGGCCGCUGCCGCCGCCGCCGCUGCUGUGGCAGCCGCUGCCAAUGCACGGAACGCGGCCGCCGCAGCCGCUGCCUCCGCGGCCGUGACCGUCGCCGAGUCGGAGGAGGAUCCGGACGAGGACGAGGAGAUGGACAAGGACUGCGACCCGGAGAUCGACGGUGACAUGGAGGUCGCGGGCGACGCGGACGGAGACGCCGACGGCGACGGCGACGGCGAUGCCGACGGGGAGAUCGACAUCUGCGACGACCACGACGACGAGGUGCACAUGCACGAGCAGCUCCUGCUGAAGGUCAAGCAGGAGCAGGCCGCGGGCGGCUCCUCCAGAUGAAACAUGUACAUCGAUGUGUUGUUCUAAUUCAGCAGACAACCGGCAACGAAGCGCAACGGGAACGCCCCGGAGAGACGCCUCCGGGCGUGGCAAUGAACCCUUUUCUAAGCAUAAUCUAAUGACAUUAUUCAUAAACGUAAACGUAAACGUAAACGUAAACCUUAAAACGGAACAAAACAUUUUUUUUCAUAGACCUAAGCAGCACCCAAGCAUAAAUUCGCGUAAAUCGUAUCCUACGGAUCGUACGGAUCGCACGGAUCGCACGGAUCGUAUACACCUAGAUACUUUAGUACCAUAUUCAAUGGAGUUUGUUUGCCCUUUUUAUGUCUAGAGAUUGUAAAUAUCUAAGAGGUGGAACCCGUUCGGAGCUACGAUUUGCAAAAAUUUCUAAAAUACGCUAAAUGUGAUUUAAUUUAGUUAUCGAUUCUGAACAAGGCUUUUUAUCGUUUAAGAUCAUUUUUUUUCCUCGAAAAUUAAGUUUUAAAUAUCCUUUACAUUUUUUUUUGUGUCGCAUCCUUCCUGUAAAAAUUGUACAUACAAGCAAGGCCCCCUUCAAAUGGGAGAUGCGAGUCCUUAGGCCCUGCUCCGCAUUCAUCGUAUCGUUUGCAUCAAAGACCUAUCGAAUACAUGGAGGACGCAUCUGUUCUAUAAAAGGAUCAGCGGACAUUCUGUACAUACGAGUCCCAUUCGAGCGUUGAGCCCCCACCGCCACUCCCGCUUGAGACCCCUCCUUAUGCUCUUACUUUAUCCUUUGCAUACUCGUAAUUCAAACAUUGUUCAGGGCCCUUUUGGAGGCCCGAAGCAACCACAAGAACCACAUAAGUAAACUCCAAAUUGUGUAAUUAUUGAGCAAGACAAAGCAAAUCCACACAUACAAUACAUACUUACGAAUAUAUGAAAGUUAGAUGAAAUAAAAUGGAUGAUAUGAAAAAUA